This is a messenger RNA of Apis cerana (Asiatic honeybee), 3537 nucleotides long. Its product is annotated as raw. NCBI's taxonomy places the organism in Eukaryota, Metazoa, Arthropoda, Insecta, Hymenoptera, Apidae. The record is from RefSeq and is a predicted model, not a curated record. Gene Ontology annotation, cellular component: plasma membrane.
GCCUAUAGUGACUUCUUUUUUUGAAUCAAAAAUUGGAAACUAUUAAACUUAUAAGUAAGAAAAGGAGAAAGGAUACUGUGCCGAUGGAAUGGAGGAGUGAGGGUAACUAAUUGUAAGAAGAAUAGAGAGGAAAGGGUGAAAGAAAAAGGAAAGAAGGUGCAUGAGAUAGAAAAGGAACAUGAUAUGAAGCGCGACGUUUAACAGUGGUAGCGCUGAUUUGUGAUUUCAUCAACGAUUACUGAUUUCGAGGGAACUUAAUCUGAAUUGAGUGUAGUGCUUUCGAACUGUAGAGUAUUUUUCGCGCGGUAAUAAUAUUAUGCGCGUUAUCACUGAUAUCAAAAGAAUGUUCACGAGUAUGUAAUUUAUUUGUGAUUUGUCCACAGCAGUGCCUCUUUGACGACGCGCUCUUACAUUUUAAAUAUAACGGUGUAUAAAUAAGUAUGAGCAAUAGCGGGAGUGUACUAUCAGAUCUCUCAUUGUUGAUUUUUCCAGAGAAUCGCAGUUUGAUUACCGCGUUUUUUUAUUCAGAUUUGAGACUUAUAAAUGAAUGCACAUGAAAUGCAGUCGAAAUCAAUGUUUUUCCCUUUGAAGUUUACCACAUAUGUUUUUUAUGCGUGGGCAUGCAGCACCGAACUAUCAUCAAGGUUAGUGUGCCUGACAGGUUCUCCAUCGCCUUGCAAACUUACGCUAGUUCUCAAUGGGUAGCAGUGAAUAGCUGUAGUAGGAAAAUUCAAAAUUCUUCUCUGUUGAAUGAUUAAGAGAUAAAUAUAUCAAAUAGGCAUAGAUUCUUUGCCUAACUCAUAUUAUUUUGUACAAUGAAAUCUUUCUCUAUAUCUGUUCAAAUUUAUAACAACAGAUAUCGACAAAAUCUAUGGAAAAAAAACAUACGUAAUGUUGUCACUUGUAUACUGGAUACACAUACACAAAGAGUGGCGACUUACUAAAAAUUAUCUGAUUAUUGGUCCUCAUGCUUAUAUAAUGCUCCAAGAAUUUUAUAUUUUUAUCAUUGAAUUGGCACGUUUGUGCAAAAAAAGAACAGCCGCUUCUAUGAAUGCUACUCAUUUGUUACACUGUGAUGGAAAAGAUAUUAACAACAAAAGUGCUUCAAUGUUUACUUUUGUAGGUAGAAUGGCAUGUGAGGUAUUUCUGGGUGGAUCUUGUAAUCCAACCACAUGGAGAUCAGAAAUAGCGAUACCAACUUUACAAAAACUCGGAAUUACUUAUUACAAUCCCCAAGUAUCACAAUGGGGACCAGAAUUGAUAGCACAAGAAUAUGAAGCAAAACAAACGGCGAAAGUAUUACUGUUUGUAAUCGAUAAUCAAACACGCAAUAGUGCAGGCAUCAUUGAAGCAGCUCAGUUGGCAGCUACGCGCCGCGAAUCUUUAAUCCUUGUUAUUUAUCCAUAUCGUCAAGGUCAAACGAUACUUGGCGAAACUGUAUCUAUUCAAGAAUAUUGUGACCUGAUGAAUGGUUUGCUAGUACUUCAGUAUCUAAUGGAGAAACAGAGGAUACCAAUAUUUGAAAGUGUGUCUGUUGCACUGAAUUGUACAUCUAAGGUGUUACGUGAAGAAAUUAAUGUGCAAGAUCUGCAUUCCGAAGAUGGCAUUAGACCAAUUAAAAUAUCAUUCAAUCAAAAUGGAAUAGAUUUAGUUAUACUCAGAGAGAUUUUCAAGUCUAUGGAUAUGAGUGACAGCGGAAGUAUAAACUUAGAAGAAGCUUGGAUAGCAUUACAAUCGAGUGUUAAGUGCAAUGUAUCAUCAAUGCCGGAACUUCUUAGUAUCGUGAAUAAAUCUGAAACUUAUAGGUCAUUGAUAGAUGAUGGAUUUUUGACCAAAAGGGAUCCAACAGAAUUGCGGAUAAACUUUGAACAGUUUUGUGCCUUAGCUACUGAAUCAUCGUGGAGGAUGAAAAGCAACGGCGUCUCUUGUGAAAGUGAGAUACCUUCAGUUUGGAGUAUAUUAUGUAGGAAGGCAACGAAAUUUCUUCGCAGAGCUAUCGUGCAACCUUUUAAUCGUUUCUUAGAUUGGACCAAUUUCUUCGUGCCAGAAUCCGAGAAGAGAGACUUGUACAUUGGAGUAAUCGGUAAAGAUCAGUUUUGGUUAGAAACAACCGCCAUACCCUCGAUCGAAUCUAUUGGAUUAUCUUUAUAUCGAUCAAGCCUGAAUGAGUACAACGUAAGAGUGUUGCCACAAGAAUUGCAGAGAAUGAAAAAUUCGCGGUUAAUAUUAUUAAUUGUACCGCAACAUUCACGUGGUAUCACUAUAAUGGCAUUGGCAGCUCACCUCAUUGGAUUACGCGCAAAAUUAGUCCUAUGCGUUCAAAUGCUUCCCGAAGACUGCGUAGUUUCUGGUGAAAAGCUAACUGAACAAGCCAUAAAAGACUACAAUCGGGGAAGAAUGUACCUGUCGGACUAUGCGUCGCGCGAAGGUGUACCUGUUUUUCAGAAUAUCGUAGAUGCUUUGCAACAUGCGAUACAACUAGUUCAACAUCUCUGAUUUUCUUCUUAUUCCGAUUCUUCUUUCUUUUUUCUUUUUGAUUUUACACUCAACCCCUUCCGUCCUUUCCUCACUCCUAUUCUUCUUCAUCUAUGACUCCUAUCUAUUUUUUUAUUAUUAUAUUUUUUUUUUUUGAUAUGAGUAAAUGUUUCAAUUCACCAAUUAAUUUAUUUUUACUGUUAGCAAUAAUGUUCAACUACUAAUCGAACGAAUGAAAAAUAAAAUUGUGCUUGUUUCCGAUUAGAUUCUAAUUAGAGAGUUAAAGAAUAUGGUAUUAAAUUCACAAUAAAUAUGGUGUUUUAUAUGAAUUUAAGAACAUAUUAGAUGAAAAAAGGAAUAGUAUUAUCUCGAUCUGUUGGAAUUGCGAAAUAUUUCAUAUAACGGAUCGUUCCAUUUUCAUAAAAUUGCUCGUAUCGAGUCGGCUACAGUAAAGUAACUUGAAUUUCAGUGAAAUUUCUUAUGGUAGUUGAACAUAGAUUUUAUAGUGAUUCAAUUCAAUAAUUUUAUAACCAUUUGGUAACUGGUUGAGGAUUGAUAUACGUGUAUUGUAUAUAGAUUAUUAGCUGUUUCUAACGAUCUAAUGAUAAUUAAUUUGAAAUUUAUUAAAAAAGAAUGCAUGAGAAUGCGUGGAAGAAAUUUGAUAGGUAAAAUGUGUGGAUAAAAGACGCGUACCUGUGAAUAAAUAAAAAUUUUAUUUAGCUACUUUGUAUUAUAUCAUAUGCUGUGACGUGUAAUACGGUUUAUCCGUGAAUAGAAAUUAUAAAAAAAUUAUAUUUCUAGAAUUUAAUUUAUGUACGACAAAGAUGCAGGACAAACAAAUUUUAGCUAUAUGUAAAAUAUCUUAAAGUCAUUUGACAUUCGUUAGAACAAUUUAAACUGCUCGACGCAUUCUCUUCUCUUUUUCCUUUUCUUCUUUUUAAUCUUUUAAUCACUUAAUCCUCUUCCUCUUUUUCAUUCACUCAUUCAUUUUACACUUUCUGCUGUUUUUAUAACUUAAUCAAUAUUUUCUUUGUACAAUAAAAAAAUUGUUUUUAUUUGUAA